Desarmillaria tabescens is the source of this 1212-nucleotide messenger RNA. RefSeq lists its product as uncharacterized. NCBI's taxonomy places the organism in Eukaryota, Fungi, Basidiomycota, Agaricomycetes, Agaricales, Physalacriaceae. The transcript has 4 exons. The record is from RefSeq and is a predicted model, not a curated record. The coding region runs from base 1 to 1212 and encodes 403 amino acids.
AUGGAUCAGCUCCCAUUCGCCCCAUCACAGGAGGCGACCACCUUCAGACCCAGUACUCCGGAAAUCCACAAUUUGCAACUGGAUACUGGGAAGAUAUCGAGGGAUCCUGGAAUGAUCCCAAUACCCCCAUCACCCCCAAUAUCCAGCAGUUCUACACUGAUGAGUGCAACCGACUCAUCAAUGCACGAACUCUGGAAGAGGAUGAUGGAAAUGCCGCUAAGGGAACAGAGUGGUGAAGAACCACCUUCGAAAGGAUCAGCGAUCCUUUUCUCCCUGCCUGGGGAGUUGAUCAAGAAGAGUUCGACAGGGGAAUCUACUCCUCCCCCAGAACUCCAAGGGAGGCAUGGGGAGUCCACACUUGGUCAGACGUCUCCAUCAGAGGCUCCUAUACCAAAAGGAAUGUCUCCAGUUGGAGUCCGAACACUAGUUCUCUAUGGGGACCAGAAGUCAUCUGGCUCGAAUCCGAAGUUGCCUCAAAGAGAUCUGCUGGCCUCUAUAGCCAGGUAUAUCAAUGGUACCAUCAAGUCGCUCUCCAAAUUGUGGGCCAAGUCCGCAACCUGGCCAGGAAAAAAAGAGGAGUGGCUGAGGAAAAAGGGAUACUGGAUUGGGGGACCAUCUUUCCAGUGGAUUUCUGGAUCACCCCUGAAGAGGGAUCCUGGGAGCUACCCCCCAUGUCCUCCGGCUCACCUACCAAUGACACCUGGCUCCCCACCACUGGAGAUGGUUGGGAAUCCCCCUGGCCAGACACCUCGUAUGAGGUCAUAUGGCCCAACCCCAUGGCCUGAAUGGCCGUCUAUGAAGAACCAUGGGAUUCACUUUCCACCCCCAUACUCAUCGGAAAGGAAUACCGAACAGUCCCAGAGGAAGGAGACGGUGAUGAGACCAUCCACAUCUUUGGUGCUGAACUUCAGCACUAGAGACAUCUUCGAUACAAAGAAGUCUGGGGGAGACUGGACCAAACCACACCUACCAUCUGAGGUGUUUUGGACCACGUCUCUAGACCCAGAACUAGGAAAGAGGGUUCCCUCCCUUUCCCAAUCCCGAGGCAUGCCAUGCCUUGAAGGAAUGAACAUGGAUCGUCUCAAGAAAGAGAAAAGAAAUGCCCAGAAACCACAUUGGGAGGAGACAGGUCCAGAUGACGUUCUGCUUAAAGGGCAGAGCAAGGACCCCUCAACAAUGAACGAUGAGGGGAAGGUGUCAACGAAGGACUAG